UAGAUAAUUCCUAUAAUGGAAAUGUGGAAAAUGUAUGUUAUUUAUCUUUCUUAACACUCUUACAUAACCGAUAUUUCCUCUUACAUAUGGCAGCCUUUGCAGUUGCUUUUCAUUGUUGAAGAACACAUACGAGUUUGGAUUCAGCAAUUGCCAAAAUCCGGGUUUCGGAAUAUUGUUGCUUCAAAACCGAACCCAACUCCCUGCCAUUGCUACAACCCGGUGGAGAUGAGAUUUGUCAACUCGGCUUUGUUUCUUUUUGUUCUCUUUUCUCAUGCAGCUGCGUAUGAUCCUUUGGAUCCAAAUGGAAAUGUAACGAUCAAAUGGGAUAUUGUGUCUUGGACACCAGAUGGCUACGUGGCUGUUGUAACAAUGGACAAUUUUCAAAUGUAUCGGCACAUCAUGAGCCCUGGAUGGACCUUGGGGUGGACGUGGGCUAAGAAAGAAGUUAUAUGGUCCAUGGUAGGGGCUCAAACUACUGAGCAAGGUGACUGCUCCAAGUUCAAAGGAAACAUUCCUCACUGCUGCAAGAAAACCCCCACAGUUGUAGACCUGCUCCCAGGUGUUCCUUACAACCAACAAUUCACCAAUUGCUGCAAAGGUGGAGUACUUUCAGCAUGGGGUCAAGAUCCUCAAGCUGCUGUCUCAGCUUUCCAAGUGAGUAUUGGAUUAGCCGGUACUUCAAACAAGACUGUGAAACUUCCCAAGAACUUCACUUUACUUGGUCCAGGACCAGGAUACACCUGUGGUCCUGCAAAGGUUGUGCCUUCCACCACUUUUCUCACCCCUGAUCGCCGCAGAAGAACUCAGGCCCUCAUGACAUGGAACGUGACCUGCACUUAUUCACAGUUUCUCGCUAGGAAAAACCCGAAUUGUUGUGUCUCUUUCUCGUCUUUCUACAAUGAAACCAUCACUCCUUGCCCAUCUUGUGCUUGCGGAUGCCAGAACAAAAAGAACUGUGUCAAGAGUGACUCCAAGAUUCUUAAAAUGGUGGGAGUAAACACUCCAAGGAAAGAUAAUGCCCCGCUGCUUCAGUGCACGCACCACAUGUGCCCAGUUCGGGUGCACUGGCAUGUCAAACUCAACUACAAGGACUACUGGCGUGUUAAGGUCUCCAUUACCAACUUCAACUACCGCUUGAACUACACACUUUGGAGCCUCGUUGUCCAGCACCCUAAUCUUAAUAAUGUAACACAAGUUUUCAGUUUUGAUUACAAGCCUCUUGUUCCGUACGAGUCAAUAAACGACACAGGGAUGUUCUACGGCAUGAAGUACUACAAUGACCUAUUGAUGGAAGCAGGGCCAUUUGGGAAUGUUCAAUCCGAAGUGCUUCUCCAGAAGGACCAGAAUACCUUCACUUUCAAGGAGGGAUGGGCAUUUCCAAGGAAAGUCUACUUCAAUGGUGAUGAAUGCAUGCUACCCCCACCUGAUACAUACCCAUUUCUACCAAAUUCUGCCCAUCAAGGCCUAUUCUCCAUCUCAACAGUAAUUGCUGCAAUCCUUUUCUUGCUAAUGAGCUUUUGGUGAUUGUUGCCAUGGAGUAUGAAUUGGUGGGGGAAGUAGCAUUUGAAGUUUUGGCCUGGGGAGAUUCUACCAGAGAUAACAGGGAGCAUAGAUAUACAGAUUCAAAAUUCUUUAAACGAAUCAAAAAAAUCAUCUUGUAACAAAAUUCUAUCACCAUGGAAUCCGAGUUUGUGAGCAGAGAGAUCAUAUGCACCCCCUCUUCAUAACAAAAAUUACUCAUGAAUUUCUUACACUUUUCAUAUUCCAAUGCCAUAAAAUAGAUUCCUUUAAGCUUAAGAUGCAUUACAGAGGGGUUUCUCAUUAAUGUAUAAAGGUGAUGCACCCUACUGAAAUGCAUCCUUUUUUUUCCCUUUUUGGUUGGUGAUGCACCUUAAUGAAAUGCAUUCAAUUUUA
Theobroma cacao (cacao) is the source of this 1914-nucleotide messenger RNA. Its product is annotated as COBRA-like protein 4. The record is from RefSeq and is a predicted model, not a curated record. Gene Ontology annotation, cellular component: plasma membrane. NCBI's taxonomy places the organism in Eukaryota, Viridiplantae, Streptophyta, Magnoliopsida, Malvales, Malvaceae. Gene Ontology annotation, biological process: plant-type cell wall cellulose biosynthetic process; cellulose microfibril organization.